AUGGGUUCCCCAGAAGACACUGACUAUCCUCAAAUCAUUGUGCAAUACAGCAAUGGAUUUUUAAUCUCAAAGGUUAUGUUCACUGCCUGUGAGCUGGGGGUGUUUGAUCUUCUUCUGGAGUCAGGAAAGCCUCUGUCUUCAGAUGCCAUUGCUGCAGGUCUGGGUGCCAGCACCAUGGGGAUGAAAAGAUUGCUGGAUGCCUGUGUGGGAUUGAAGCUCUUGGCAGUAGAGAUGACACAAGAAGGAGCGCUCUACAGAAACACAGAAAUUUCCAAUGUCUACCUUACAAAAUCAAGUCCAAAGUCUCAGUAUCAUAUUAUGAUGUAUUAUUCCAACACAGUCUACUUGUGCUGGCAGUACCUGGCUGAUGCUGUGAGAGAAGGAAGAAACCAAUAUGAAAGAGCUUUUGGUGUUUCAUCUAAAGACCCUUUCGGAACAAUGUACAGAUCAGAUGAAGAAAUGUUAAAAUUCAUGGCUGGCCAGAACUCAGUAUGGAGUAUAUGUGGCAGAGAUGUUCUUGCUGCAUUUGACCUUUCCCCUUUCACGCAGAUCUAUGACCUGGGAGGAGGUGGAGGAGCUUUGGCCCAAGAGUGUGUUUCUUUAUAUCCAAAUUCUACCGUCACAAUUUAUGACCUGCCCAAAGUUGUGCAGGUGGCCAAAGAACAGUUUGUUUCCCCCGAGGAGCGUCAGAUCACUUUCCAAGAAGGAGACUUCUUUAAUGAUUCAAUACCUGAAGCUGAACUCUAUAUUUUAUCCAAGAUACUGCAUGAUUGGGAUGAUGACAAAUGCAAACAACUGCUGGCAAAAGUCUAUAAAGCUUGCAAACCUGGUGGUGGAGUACUGCUGGUUGAAUCCCUUCUGAAUGAAGAUAAAAGUGGGCCUGUAGAAACCCAGCUAUAUUCAAUGAAUAUGUUGGUCCAGACAGAAGGGAAAGAGCGAACAGCAGCAGAGUACAGCAAGCUCCUGGAGGCAGCUGGCUUUGGAAUGAUUCAAGUAAAGAGGACUGGAAAACUCUAUGAUGCUAUGUUAGGAAGGAAACAGUAG
Onychostruthus taczanowskii (white-rumped snowfinch) is the source of this 1044-nucleotide messenger RNA. It is a transcript of the gene ASMT, whose product is annotated as acetylserotonin O-methyltransferase. The transcript has 8 exons. Gene Ontology annotation, molecular function: acetylserotonin O-methyltransferase activity. Lineage: Eukaryota; Metazoa; Chordata; Aves; Passeriformes; Passeridae. Bases 1 to 1044 code for a protein of 347 amino acids. Gene Ontology annotation, biological process: melatonin biosynthetic process; methylation. The record is from RefSeq and is a predicted model, not a curated record.